This is a messenger RNA of Haplochromis burtoni (Burton's mouthbrooder), 2403 nucleotides long. RefSeq names its product immunoglobulin superfamily member 2. The transcript is spliced from 6 exons. NCBI's taxonomy places the organism in Eukaryota, Metazoa, Chordata, Actinopteri, Cichliformes, Cichlidae. The coding region runs from base 188 to 2143 and encodes 651 amino acids. The record is from RefSeq and is a predicted model, not a curated record.
GAGAAAGAGAAAGAAACACUCGUCUGUCUGGACCAUCGCAAGAACAAGUUAACUGAUAACUGGUAUCACACUAAGAGACUUUCAGCUUUCUUUAAAAAAACAUCAGAUUUUAAGUUCAGGGAUUUUUUUAAUUGUUGAAAAAUACCACCAUCUUUUGGACAUUUAUUACACUUUAAACGAAGGAGCAAUGUCUGCUGUAACGUCUGCAUCUAUCUGCUGGACUUUACUGUCUGUCUGCCUCUCGUCUGCAGUAGAAGAAGUUAUAUUAGGUCGGACUGGAAUGACCAUCGUUCUGCCAUGUCAAGUUCCAAGCAACAACAACCCCAUUGUAGCUGUGGAGUGGAGCAGACGUGACCUGGAGCCAGAAUAUGUCCUUUUUUACCGGGACAAUAAGCUUGUUCCAGAUUACCAGCAUCCGUCAUUUAAGAACAGGGUGGAUCUGCAGGACAGACAGAUGAAGGGUGGAGACGUGUCUUUGAUUCUGAUGGAUCUUACUACUGAUGACGCGGGAGCAUACGAGUGUUACGUGGUCCAUAAAAGAGCGAACCACAGCAAAACAACGAGUCUGGAUGGUUACUACAUCAGAGCCACCUACCUGACUGUUUCUCUUCAAAACCACAAUAACAACAUAAUUAUUGGGGGAGACACGGCCACUCUAGAAUGUCAAGCUCCAAACAGCAAUGACCCCAUCAUAGCUGCAUUUUGGAUAAGACCUGACCUGGAGCCAGAAUAUGUCCUUUUUUACCAGGAUGAUGAGAUUGAUACAGAUUAUCAGCAUCCAUUUUUUAAGAACAGGGUGGAUCUGAAGGACAGACAGAUGAAGGGUGGAGACGUGUCUUUGAUUUUGAAGGAUGUGACAGCUGAUGACUCAGGACUCUAUGUGUGUUACGUUGACCAGAGAAAAACGAAACGAGCCAGUCUGUAUAUUCACCCCAUCAGCAUCACCUACCUAACUGUUGUUCCUCCAAACCAGAAAAACAUCACAGUUGAUUCUGGGCAGAACAUCAUUCUACCAUGUCGAGUUCCACUCCUCUAUUUAAAGUUUAUCAUGGUUGUAGUGUGGAAAAGAACUGACCUGGGAGAAGAAUAUGUCCUUUCUUACCAGAAUCAGCGAUUUCAUCCAGAAAAUCAGCAUCCGUCUUUUAAGAACAGGGUGGAUCUGCAAGACAGACAGAUGAAGAAUGGAGACGUGUCUUUGAUUCUGAAGGAUGUGACUACUGAUGACGCGGGAGCAUACGAGUGUCAUGUGGUCCAGAGGGAAUCGUUGGGUUGGGAGAUAGCCAGUCCGAAAAGUCGCCACAUCAGCACCAUCUAUCUGAGUGUUGUUCCGUCAAACAAAAAAUUCAUCAUAGCUGUGAUGGGACAGACGGUCACUCUGCCAUGUCAAGCUCUAAGCAGCAACAACCCCAUAAUAGCUGCAGAGUGGAGCAGAGUUGACUUGGAGCCAAAAUAUGUCCUUUAUUAUCAGGACUACAAGCUUUUUCCAUAUUACCAGCAUCCAUCUUUUAAGAACCGGGUGCAUCUGAAGGACAGAAAGAUGAAGGAUAAAGACAUGUCUUUGAUUCUGAAGAAUGUGACAAUUAAUGACACUGGAACAUACGAGUGUUAUGUGGCCCAGAGAGGAGUGAACCGCAGGAAGAGAGCCAGUCUGGAAAGUUACCCCAUCAGCACCAGCUACCUGAGUGUUGUUCCUCAAAGCCAAAAAAUCAUCAGAGCUGAGUCUGGACAGAACGUCACUCUGACAUGUCGAGCUCCAAACGCUGUCCUCAUACCAGGUGUAGAGUGGAGCAGACGUGACUUGAAGGCACAAUAUGUCUUUUGGUACUGGGAAAAAGAGUUUGUUCGAGAUUAUCAGCAUCCAUCUUUUAAGAACCGGGUGGAUCUGCAGGACAGACAGAUGAAGGAUGGAGACAUGUCUUUGAUUCUGAAGGAUGUGACGACUGCUGAUAGUGGAACAUACGAGUGUUGCAUCAUCCAGGAACUGAGAGACGGUAGAAAGUUAUACAUUUUAAAGACUGAUCCCAUCAGCAUCAUCCACCUAAAAGUUAUUCCAAAAGGUAAGUCUGUUGGACUGAGAGCUGUUAUUGUGCUUUUAUUGGUUUCUUUUGCAAGUAUAAUCUACUACAUAAAAAUGACACAAUAGACAGACGGAGAAAAAAACAGCACAACACAAAUACAGCCAAGCACCAAGGUAGAACCUUCUCUUCAUCCCACUCAUCCCACCUUUCGUGGCAAAAAGCCAGAUGCUCUGAGGACAGACUUGAGUUCACAGUGAUGUGAAUCCAGCAGGAGGUAGUCAGCUGCAAAUGUCUCACACAGCCCUUGUUUGUUUUUUAACAUCUUUGGGUUUUUUCUGGUUUUGAUUGGAAAUGUGUGGGGGUGGGCAUAUUUAGUCUCUAAACU